Ctenocephalides felis (cat flea) is the source of this 2515-nucleotide messenger RNA. RefSeq names its product sphingosine kinase 2-like. Gene Ontology annotation, biological process: sphingosine biosynthetic process. The transcript is spliced from 8 exons. The record is from RefSeq and is a predicted model, not a curated record. NCBI's taxonomy places the organism in Eukaryota, Metazoa, Arthropoda, Insecta, Siphonaptera, Pulicidae. Gene Ontology annotation, cellular component: cytoplasm; membrane; intracellular membrane-bounded organelle. The coding region runs from base 200 to 2275 and encodes 691 amino acids.
CGAGGCGAAUGCCAGUCGGCUCGGCAAUCGUCUUUGUAUUCGUAUUUCUGCUUAUCCCAUACGAAUCUUAUACGGCUAUUAUUUAAAUAACGUUCGAUUAAUGCGAGCGCUUCCAGUGUGUGUGCACCAUUCACCGAUGGCACAGCCUGUCGUUGUUAUUAUUGCACAAUUGUAGGCGCGCGUUUUGUUUUGACAAACGAUGGGCGAUUCGGCCAAGCAGGUCGAAGCCGAAAAAUCGGCGUUGUUGUUGGAAGAGACAUUUUAUAUACAGUCGAAGAAAAACACGGUUUUUAAAGUGAGGUUAACGGAGAAAGGGUUGAGUUUGAGAAAGGAGUGCAAUGGGGCUACCACCAAGGAGCAGACUAUAUGUCUGGAUGACAUUAUCGGGUGCAAGUGCAUGCGGAGCAGACGCCGCAGGAAUGUAGGAGGAUCUUGUGUUUGUUCGAGGUCCCCGAAGUCCUCAGACUCUUUAAAAGUUGUCGAUGAAAACUCUUUAGACGGGGACGAGUCCGAUUCGAGUGCUUAUUUAUACAUUUAUGCUUAUACAUUAAAAAGACGAAAACGUGGUCUGGCUAACACCAGUAGGGAACGUACUUCGAUAACCUUAAGGUUCAGGUCUUUCGAUAAGUACGAGGAUAAUAAUAAAGAGGCACAGAAAUGGAGAUACGCUCUGAAAUGUUUAGUGCGCGGUAUGAGCCCUACAAUGGACGUUAUAGACCCCAUCGAUACGAGAAAAGUGCUCAUUUUGUUGAACCCUAAAUCGGGCCCUGGAAAGGCCAGGGAGUUCUUCCAGAAGAGGGUUGCUCCGGUCCUGGCUGAAGCAGAGAUACCCUACGACCUGCACGUGACCCGCCGGGCAAACGACGCCCGCGACCUGAUCCGCCGCCGCUUCUUGAACUCGAACAACCGGCAGCAGUGGCGGUGCAUCGUCGCCGUCGGCGGGGACGGCCUCUGCUACGAGGUCGUCAACGGGAUGUUCGAGAGGGAGGACUGGCGGGACGCCGCCAAUGCGGUCCCGUUGGCGAUCAUACCGUGCGGCAGCGGCAACGGACUGGCCAGGACUAUAUGCCACUUGUACGAUGAGCCGUACAGCCCCAAGCCGGUUUUGGGAGCAGCUUUGGCCGUAGUAAAAGGGCGCUCCGCCCCAAUGGACCUGGUACGAGUUGAAACCACAAACAAGAUAAUGUAUUCCUUCCUAUCAGUUGGAUGGGGUCUUCUCGCCGAUAUCGACAUCGAAAGCGAGAGAUUAAGGGCCAUCGGAGCCCAAAGAUUCACAAUUUGGAGUCUUCUAAGAUUGGCCACUCUAAGGACGUACAAAGGCACCGUUUCGUAUUUGCCUGUCUCCAAAGAACUUUUGGAAAAGAGAGGACUGAUGACCGAGUCAGACAGUGAAAGCAAGAGAUACAUUAACUCAAACAGGACCAAUAAUUUAACGCACAGCAUAUCCCAGAAUCUAAAAAUUGAUGAUUCUGAUGAUAAUUUGCAGUCGCACAACGAUUGGUCAUUUUUGGAUUUGAAUUCCUCCGCAGGUGCAUGUGCAGCUUGUGGGGGUUCUUCAGCAGGCACCUGUGAUUUGUGUGAUUCAGGAUUUGGAGAUGCAAUUAGUCUAGAAACUGAAUCGCCGCCUCCAAAGGGCAGUGUUCAGCAGCAGCAAAGGAGCAGCGAAACUGGCAGCUACAUGGAAGGCAGGCAAAGGCUGGAUUCGUGGUAUUCCACUACCAGCAGGAGGAGUACUUACUACUCGGCAGCGGGGGUUUCUUCUUACCACAGUGUGGAUGGUGAUACUCUUUGUGGUGACAAUAGCACCAUAGGCGGAAGUGAAGGAUCUGUCAUGAUGCACGGACCUGCAUCCAGGAUACCAGCACUUACAGCAAAAGUACCAGACGAGUGGGUUACCUUGAAAGGAGAAUUUGUAAUGGUCCAUGCUAACUACCAAACAUUCAUCGGUGCUGAUUGCUGUAUAGCCCCCAAGUCCACCCUGGACGACGGCAUAAUUUGGCUAAUAAUCAUCAAAGGUGGAGUCUCACGCCAAAGACUCCUGGCAUUCCUUCUAGGUUUGAGUUCAGGAACCCACGUCGAUGGGAAGAACUUCACAAACCUGAACGAAUCAGGAAAUGCCCAGGAUCCUUACGUCAGCAUGACGGCUGUGUCGGCUUUCAGAAUCACCCCUGACGAUGUGUCCAGGGGACAUGUUACCGUAGACGGUGAGAGUGUGCCUUGUGGUCCUGUUCAAGGUGAAGUGUUUCCAGGUUUGGUGAGGAUUGUUGUUCCUUGAUGAGGUUUGGAUGGACUCGAAGAGUCCUUAGAGUAAUUAAGUAAAAACAAAGGUGAAAGACAGGUGUAUACAUAAUUGGUUUAAGGAUUUGGUAACUCGUGCAGUGCUUUAGUUGACUGGUAGAGGUAUCAGUAGGAAUUAUUUCACCUAAUGCUAAAGAUUUUCAAUUACGUUUUUUUUUGUUAUUAUAGUUGAUCUAUAAUAUAACAUAAGUAUAAUUUAUUAUACUUGUUGGAUUUG